This is a messenger RNA of Gallus gallus (chicken), 255 nucleotides long. Its product is annotated as C-factor-like. The annotation marks the transcript as partial. The transcript has 2 exons. The record is from RefSeq and is a predicted model, not a curated record. NCBI's taxonomy places the organism in Eukaryota, Metazoa, Chordata, Aves, Galliformes, Phasianidae.
UCCCCGUGCUGUCUCCCACAGGCUGCUCAGAACAUGCUCACCAGGUGCCAGUCCAUGGGGUACCGGGAACACGGCAUCCUCUGCGUCGCUCUCCAUCCCGGAUGGGUGCAAACAGACAUGGGGAACGUGGCCGGAUGCACGCCCCCGCUGACGGUGGACGCGAGCGUAGGAGGGAUGCUGAAGGUGCUCUCCAACCUCUCCGAGAAGGACAGCGGGGCCUUCCUGGACUGGGAAGGGAACGUUGUGGCCUGGUGA